Cucurbita pepo subsp. pepo (vegetable marrow) is the source of this 1413-nucleotide messenger RNA. RefSeq names its product protein trichome birefringence-like 3. Gene Ontology annotation, cellular component: Golgi apparatus. NCBI's taxonomy places the organism in Eukaryota, Viridiplantae, Streptophyta, Magnoliopsida, Cucurbitales, Cucurbitaceae. The record is from RefSeq and is a predicted model, not a curated record. Gene Ontology annotation, molecular function: O-acetyltransferase activity.
UCCUCCAACUUCUCUUCAUUCUCCUCGUGUUUCUUACUUCAUGAGCUUGUCGACGUCGUCUCCCUCCGCCCUAAUGACGUCGAAAUGCCCUAUCACCCGACUCAAGCCUCGUCUCCCCUUCCUCACCGUCGUCCUUUGCGCCUUCUCCUUCCUCGCUCUCUUCUACACCGAGCGCAUAACUUUCUUCUCCUCCAUCUCCAUUUUCAAACUCAAGUCAUGCCCUCAAAAACCCGCCUCCUCGAAAACAAGGGAGAAGCCAACGGCGGAGGAGCGAUCGACAAACCCGUUAACGGACGACCGAUUCGAAUUCGACCCGGAGGAGUGCAACAUAGCGAACGGGAAGUGGGUUUUUAACCGGUCGAUGAAGCCAUUGUACACGGACCGGUCGUGCCCGUAUCUAGACCGGCAAGUGUCGUGCGUUAAGAACGGGCGGGUGGAUUCCGAUUACCGGCGGUGGGAGUGGCAGCCGGAGGAUUGCACAUUGGCAAGAUUUAACGCAGAGAUUGCUUUGAACAAGGUGAGGGGCAAGAGGGUGAUGUUCGUCGGAGAUUCGCUGCAGCGCGGCCAGUGGCAGUCGUUUGUUUGUAUGGUUGAGUGGAUGAUUCCGGCGGAUAAAAAAUCUCUCAACAGAGGCUCAUUUCUCUCUGUUUUUACCGCUAAGGAAUACAACGCUACCAUUGAGUUCUACUGGGCUCCAUUUCUAGUGCACUCAAAUUCGGACAAUCCGAUCAUCGGAGAUCCAAAGCAAAGAGUAUUGAGAGUAGACUCAGUUGCCAACCAUUCCAAACAUUGGACGAAUGUCGAUAUUCUUGUCUUCAAUUCCUAUGUAUGGUGGAUGAGUGUCGCUAAAAUUAAAUCUUUAUGGGGAUCGUUCGAGAAUGGAGAAGAAGGGUACGUAGAAUUUGAUACACCAAUUGCUUAUACAAUGGGAUUGAAGACUUGGGCCAAUUGGGUUGACUCUAAUGUUAAUCCCAAUAUGACACGUGUUUUCUUUACCACUAUGUCUCCAACUCAUACAAGAAGCAUGGAUUGGGGGAGAGUGAAUGGGAGCAAAUGCUUCAACGAAACAAAGCCGAUACGAAACAGAAACUUCUGGGGGAGUGGCUCCGACAAAGGAAUGAUGAGUGUGGUCUCCAAAAUAGUGAACAAAAUGAAGGUUCCGGUCACAUUCAUCAACAUUACGCAGCUUUCCGACUACAGAAUCGACGCCCAUUCCUCCAUCUUCACCGAAACCGGCGGCAAGCUGCUAACGGCGGAGCAGAAGGCCGACCCUCUCCGCCACGCCGACUGCAUCCACUGGUGCCUCCCCGGCGUCCCCGAUACUUGGAAUCAAAUCCUUUUCGCACAUUUGUAGCAAUAUAAACCAACAAGGUACCCAAUCUUGAAAUGAAAUGAUUUCAAUUGUGCAACAAA